Fukomys damarensis (Damara mole-rat) is the source of this 630-nucleotide messenger RNA. It is a transcript of the gene CUNH11orf98, whose product is annotated as chromosome unknown C11orf98 homolog. The record is from RefSeq and is a predicted model, not a curated record. Bases 34 to 399 code for a protein of 121 amino acids. The transcript has 4 exons. NCBI's taxonomy places the organism in Eukaryota, Metazoa, Chordata, Mammalia, Rodentia, Bathyergidae.
GAAGUGCGGCACUGGGGAGCGUCCGGAGCGGCUAUGGCGGGUGCAGGAGGAAGGAUCAACCGGCCGCGCACGGAGCUGAAGAGGAAGCUGUUCAAGCGCCGGCGGGUGCUGGGACGGUCGCGGCGGUGCAGGGUGGUCGGAGCCGCGGUGGACGCAGAGUUGACCACACGGCACCACCUGCGCAAGCGCGCGUCCAGCUCCCGGGCUAACAUCACUUUGUCCGGGAAGAAACGCAGGAAGCUCCUGCAGCAGAUUCGGCUGGCCCAGAAGGAGAAGGCAGCCAUGGAAGUGGAAGCACCCUCAAAGCCAGCCAGGACUAAUGAGCCACAGCCAAAGCGACAGAAGAAGAUGAAAGUUUCCCAGGAUGUUGACAUGGAGGACCUAGAGGAUGAGAGCUAGUUUUUACUUCUUCCACUGGAACAUUUUCACUUACAGCUGGAAGUUUUGGUGAUUGUUUCAGAGGACUUUGGAGAGAGCAUUCCCUCCUUCACUUUCCCCAGAUUCUCUCUCUGUAAAGGCUGUGAGACCUCAGUUGGUGGGGGUGUGGGUUGGAAGAGGGCACAGAAGCAAGAUUGCAGAGAGACCUCUGGAGCACUCAACUACAUUUGUAAUAAAGGCUAAGAACCAGUA